Branchiostoma floridae (Florida lancelet) is the source of this 8265-nucleotide messenger RNA. Its product is annotated as RNA-binding protein 33-like. The record is from RefSeq and is a predicted model, not a curated record. Gene Ontology annotation, molecular function: RNA binding. Lineage: Eukaryota; Metazoa; Chordata; Leptocardii; Amphioxiformes; Branchiostomatidae.
UCCCACAAUGCUCCUCCCCAGUCCCACAAUCCUCCCCGACCUUUCAACCCCCCUGCAAGGCCAGCUGGUUUCCAGCAGCGACCUUCACAGUUGAACCAGCCGAGACCACGCAUGCAGUCCCCUCCCCCCAGGCAACCCUCCCCUCAGCAGUAUCGUCAUGGUAACCCACCUGGCAACCAGCAACGGUUGCCGAUGCAGGCUCCUGCACCACGACCUCAGGUCACCCAGAAACCUGCCCAGCGCGAACAGCACUCUCCCCGAGCCUUUCCCCAGGGGGAGCAGCAGCCAAUGGCGGCACGGCCUAACCUGAGGGAAAUCCCACAAGUGGGAGAACUCCCUCCGCAGCAACCUGCAGCAAUGAGGAAGAAGAAGAUGAAGGUGCAGAAGAGGUUAGGUCCACCAGUUUCUCAGCAGCAGCCAGAUCAGCCAACUGGAGAGGAAGAUGAGGAGACUCGCAAAUUACGAGCUAAGAUAGCGGAGCAGAAGCGCCUCCGAGAAGAGAUCCAGCGGCGAAAGGAACUUCGGCGACAGCAGCUGGCUGGGAGCAGAAAAGCCGAAUUAAUGAAAAGAGUUGCUGCCCAAAAAGCUGCUGCAAAUCAGGAGGAAAACCAGGGCGGACAACCAGCCCAAGACUUUGGAGCACAGCCGCAGCAAACUCAGGAGUUUAACCCCGGUGUGAUGAGAACGCAGCCUCCCCCGCCACAGAGAAUCCCUGUCCAACAGCAGGCAGGACUCCCACACCAGCCACCGCACAUGCAGCCCAGGAUGAACACCCCCAGACAGAACCUACAGAAGGUACAAGGGUUCGCGAAACGUGUGCCGCAAGGACGACCUCGGAUGCCGGGGCCACAGAGCGCGCUCCAGCCUGUACCCCAGGCUAAGACUUUCCAGCCCAGAGCUCAAAACAUACCACAGAGGAUGCAGCUUGGGCAGAAUCGCACAGCCAAUGGGCAGGUCAGCCCGAUGAAGCCGCAAGAACAACAAGUGCAAUCUGCUCCUGCCAGGCUGCAUGUCAAACAGAGGCUAGGGCUGGGGAGGGGGAAGGCCAACAUGCAAAUGAGUGGUGGUCAACAGAACCAGCCAAAUGCACAGAGAAUGGUGACAUUGGCAGGACAGCAUCAGCCACCACAGACAGUUAUUGGGAGAGGACAGCCCAUCCGAACAGUGACCAGUCAGCAGCCAGUACAGACGUUUGACGUGGGUGCUAAUGGGGACCAGCCGCAUGUCAAAAUGCGAGUUGUGCAGGGUCCACAGGGAGGUGGCCUACAGCAGCAGCCCACUCAGAUGGCCAGUUCCCCACAGGGACAGCCACGGAAAAGGAUCGUCAAGCUGCCUAACAGACAGCAGUCGGAGGACAGCCAGAUGGGACAGCAACAGCCACAGGGACAGCAGGGAAACAAUCCUAAGCGUGUGGUUCUUGGAGCAGCAAGAGGCAGGGGACGGGGGCGCGGACGGGGAGGGGUGCAGACCAGGGCAGCAGCACAGCAGGUAUCCCAGCAGCCUGCGGGGGGCAUGAUGUCAUCACAUGUGGUUGCCAUUGACAACCUGUCCAUGUCCACGUCUGAAGACCAGCUACGGAGUAUGCUGUUGUCUGUUGGUCCUGUAGAGAAAAUGGACCUCCUUCGCACCCAGAAGAAGGCAAUCGCCAAGUUUGCCCACCCUGAGCAUGCUGCUGACUUCCAGAGGAAAUUCCACAGACACAUGGUGGAUCUGUCUCACAUCAACGUUUCUCUCAUGCCUGAGUGAGCUAAGCUGUCUGUCUCAGAGCAAGCCUAUCAACUGUUAGAAGAAGAUUGACAACUGACAGCUGAGAAGCACCUGAAGAAAGCUGUCCUCUGCCUCCACAGAGACAGCAGCUGUCCUGUAUGUAGCUGUCAGCUGUAUUACUGUGGUAAGACCAGACUAAUGUACAUGAUGUGAUCUGGUCCACGGGCUACAUUGUGCAUACAGGUGUUGGAAAAUUUACCUAUUAGGUUGUGUAAAAGUGGCUGAAAAAUAGACUGUGCUGCUAUAUUAAGUGUUACAUGUAGUAGCUGUGUCUAAAUGCUGGCUUCACAGCUGCCAAAUGUAGACACUUCUGUAUUCAGAGUAGUGUUACCAAAUGCUGUCUAAAGACAGCAGAGCCUGUUUGCUGUCCAAAUCAAGACAUCAACAUCAGAAGCGCCAAGCCUUGCUGUACAAGAGGAUGCAUCAAUGCCAGAGCUGUGUAACAAUGCUGUACAAAGUUGCUGCCCAAGUGUCCAGAGACUGAGGCCAACAUCUUUGCUGUCCUGAGGUACUGUUCUGCAGAGGACGACCCACCAGAGCUGCUCUAUUUUCUUUUGUGGAAUGAUGACCUUGACCAUCUUGCUGUCCAGAAUGAGCUGUUCAGUUCACAACUGUUUUGCUGUCCAAGAGUUGUUUGUCACAGAGCUUUGCCUCUGUAGGUUUCUAGCACAGACAUGGGCCUAAACUGCUGUCCAAUGAGCUGUGCAGCACUAGGCUGUCAGGAUGGGUACAGCUUAGAGCUGUCAGAUUGGACAGCAGAUGGAACAGGAUGGGAACAGACUUGAAAGAAUUUUUUUCUACUUGGACUGGAGACUGCUGCUGUUGGGAGAUGCUUCAUAGCUAUCUUAAAGUAUUAUUUUUAAAGGAAAGUCAAGUUUAAGUUGCAAUAUUUUCUGAGACAGAAAUAAUGUAGAUUUUUUUAUCAAAGGAAGUGAUACUCGCAAAACUGAUCAAGACAUUUUUCAGGAAAUUCGUAAUCAUGCCAACAUCCAUUUCUACGCGUAAAAAGACUGCCAAAUAUCAGAUAAAAUACAAGUAUAUGCUAGUGUCUGGCACUAACUCAACAUUUAUGUAAGGAGGCGAGAAUGGCAAUGGUAGUGUCUGUUUCACCAAAAAAAAAAGGCUUUUUUCCUCAUUUUUUUAAACGUUUCUAAACGAGUCAACAACAUUAGAUCAGAGAAUUAGAGAAGAUUAUCAUGAACUUUUGUUUAAAAAAGUAAAGCAGGACAAAUAGUGGUUACAUAAAGUUGUAAAUAUUGAAAGUAAUGAUUGGUGUUAUUAAAGUAUUCAUUGUUCAAGAAGAAUAAAUGUGUUGAUAUGUGUUGUAGUGGUAAACAAACUAAUUUUUACUGAGUAGUUUAAGUAGUUCACAGUUACUUAUUGUCUGACUUCAAGUUAAUCAUGCUGUUGGUUUGUUUUUCUGUUAUUUUGUGAGCUGUAAUGUACUUGCAUGUUAUUCAUUUCAUUGUUUUCAUAUGUGUGCAUGUUCUAGAAAUGUGAAAAAUAUGACUGUGUCAAGAUAUCAUAACAGAGGAGCGGGAAUAUGCAAUAGUCUUUGUGGUAAGUGAAAGGGACAAUAUGGUCUUUUUCAAAACCAGUGGUGCUGUUGUUGAUAAAGAAGAUCAUUUGUGUGUCAAAAGUUAGUCUCUAAGGCAUUUUAUCAGGGAUAAGCCAUAGGUAGCUGAGCUACCCUACAACGGCAACUGUGGACUUUUUAUCUAAAAUUGGAACUGGUCAAAGAGAGCAUCAAAGAUGAGUUUGAAUCUAUGUUGCACCGUCAUAGGGCACACCCAAAGUUGCAGAAUGAAAAUGUGGGACUUAGUGGUAAAGGACUAUUUGUAAUGUUGCAUGCCUGGUCCAUGGGUUAUGUCUGGGUUUCCAGCAAGUGCUGUUGUCUUUAAUGGGGUACAUGUACCUGUGAAGGACUGGUGAUGGUACUUAAACUUUUUUGUAUGGGCAGUAUCAAAGGUUCCUAAGCAUCUCUCAGGAAGUCAAUUUCCUUAGAUUUCUGUAGAACUGUGUAGAACAUUGUGAAGACUGAAGAAAAUGCAUGGAGACAAAUACCAAGUUGGCAUGGAGGAAAAAUGUCUCUGAAGUUCACUUAAUAGUUAUUUUGGAACCAUGUUCUUGCAUCUGAGGUAUAAUGUAGUAGCCUUGGUCCAGUGCAGUGCUAGGGGAGCACAUGGUUCAGAUUAGGAGUUUGGGAAGUUUUGGUUGGUGACAGUAGGGGUUCCUUUGAUAUUUCAUCAUAGUUUGAUCUUUGAGUGUGGCUCCGACAUAUGUUUGGAAUCAGACUCAUCAUUCUUUGAGGAUACCUUUUAUCAAAUACCGUGUAAGAGCCGUUAGGUGGUGAUAAAAUCUGCUCUUCGAAUCUGCAUCAUGGAUGUUUGAAAGUUGUUGGGCAAUGCUGGUGAUAUUGAUCAGAGUUUUUAAUGUAUAUUUGUGCAGGUCAUCAUGACAUGUAGUUGCAUAUUAAUCAGCAUCUCAAAAGAAAGGUUUAAUUUUGUCUAGUAGCAGAUCUUAAAAGUCAAUUUGUCUCAGUACCAAGUGGUGAAUUACUAGUGUCACAUGGGAAUCAUAAUGGUUGCAUGCGUCAGUUAGGCCCAAAGAAUUAACUGCAGACAACAAGAGAAGGAAGUGAGCAUGUGUAGUUGUUACUACUUAUGUUGGGACAUUGUUGCAAAGUUACAUAUCUGUCAUUGCUUCAAGUACUCCUGGAUAGGUAGUCUUGUUGGAGUUACGUGGUCUGCUUCUGCUAGCAUAUACAUUCACUUGGCCCAGUUCUACCCAUUGUUCCAUUGCACUGGGGUACCCUUCUUUGGUUACAUUAUACCACAUGUAUGGGAGAACAGGAAUCCAUCUUAGGAACUUGAGUCUAGAUGUUAGCGGCCCUUUACUGUCUUCAUCACAGUCAAAGCUUGGGUAACAUGAUUGUAGUGCAGAAAGUUCAUAUGCUGGUACAAUGAGACAACAUUUAGACUUACAAUCCAUCUGUCAGGACCACUUCACUGUUUCAGGUUAUAAUGACUGGUUAUUUCUGUGUAAUGAAUAAUGCUGAUAUCUUAUGAACUUAUUAUCAUUUUGGUUUUAAUUGGGAAUUUUUCUUCAGAAAUUAGACAAUGGUGUUACCAGUUGGGCUAAGAUAAAGUCAUUAUGAUGGUGGGGCAAACUUGAAAUUAAGGCCACACCACAUAAACCUCCCUCUCAGUGAAUCAAGAGCAAGAUAAACGUCAACAAUUGGAUACAUUUGUUUGUUAUUGUCUUGAAAUCGCGGUAGAAUGAGAAGGUAGAAAGUUCAGUUGGAGUGGCCUUAGUACAUGUUCCUCACAGAAAUGCUGGAGUUGUCCUGGCAAGAUGAAGUCUUCCACUGUUCACCUCUUUUAAGUGUCCAUGUAUUGAGGUUGGGGGGUUGGUACACCUGCAUUUCAAUGCAUUUCUGUCACCACUCCACUGACUACACUGAUGAAGAUGUGACUUAAUCUGUAGAGACUGAAAUUUCAUCAUACAGCACACAGUUAACCUUUAGAACACUGAAGCAGCCAUUUGCUACCUAUUCUCUAUUGGUUUUGUGGUUAUGCAGCAGGGGGAAAGUUAAGCGGGUAUGUCACUUGACUGUGCGCUUGUUUGCACCAGUUUGUGCCCAUGUUCAAAAUACCUGGCACAAUUUGGUGCAGUCUUGUGAGACACCUGCUUAAAAUGUUCUUAGACUAUCCUAAUCUUUCAGUUUGACAGGGAAUGAGUAAAAUCUCCGAGAUAUUUAUUUGAAGGAAAGUAGUUUCAAACAUUUACUCACCCGGAUACGUGUCACCUGGACACCACCAUGGGAAAUAAGUGCCUAAACAUUUAUCUGGAAAAAGUUAUCUUCUGUUGUUCAUUGGAUACAUUGAAUACUGGUGGAACAUGAAGGAAGUUUACAUUGUUUGACCAAGAGAGUGAGCCUGAUGGGAUGACUUUUCAUUGGACAGUACUCGACCAGUCAGCACUUUAUGUACUAAAUAUUCCAAUCAGAUUCAAAACACAUGGCUAGAUUGGUGCAAGAUUUCUGAAAGAACUAACAAGAAAUGAUAAAGGAACUUUCUUUCAUACAAGACUUCCACUUCAAGACCAGCAUUCUUCUAAGGCACUGCUUUAACAUUAUGGCUCUCAUACUGUGAUUCCUGGAUUGUAUAAAAGCUAUAAUGUUAUUGUUGGUUGAUGACAUCUUUUGAAAAACCUUUGAAAUAGAUAUUUUGUCUGAUUUGUUGAGAAUUCUAUUUGAUGCCUUUAUGACUUGUUUGCUUUAACUAAAUUUGACAGCCUUAGAAUAAUGUUGGUCCUUUCAUUAAAUUGUUGGUGUGACAGUCAAGUUGUUGAGGGGAGAAGAAGAACUUAAAGAAAAUAACAUUUCCAUGGGGCACUUUGUCUGGAGAUUGUCUGGAAUGCAGGCCAGUUCCAGACAUAAAAUUAAUGGUGAAGAGAUGGGUGUUAUUCUGAAGAAGAUGGCAUCACUAUGGCAUCCAUGCAGACCAAGGAUCAACAAGUUAAAAGAAACUUGAUAAGAAACAUGUAGGAAUAGGGACAUCUUAUAUAUGCUAUGUGUAUCAAAUGUGAAACAUUUCAUUCCAAUUAUAACAUUGUUGAUUCAAAUGGUAGAGAAGUUUAAGAUGAAGUUGGACCAUGCAAAAUAUAAGCAUCUUACUGUUGUAUACUGUAAUGAUCUAUUGGCAAUGUUCUGACAUGUGUUACAAGUGUGUCAUUCUAUUUAAGCCAUGAAUUCUAGACACGAUUGACUUUACUGCUGUGCAAUAAACUGUCAAAAUGUUUGUUAUACAUGAAUUUGAUAAAUACCUUUUGUACUUGUAUUGCAUUCAGAUAUGUGCAUCAAGGUAUGCAAAUUGAGGAGUACAAUCCAUCUGAAUAUUGUUUAUCAUUGAAAGUAUACUAGUAGAAAAUGAAAAAAUGAUGUUCAGAUUGAGUGGAAAGUUAAUAGUGCACUAUGUGCACACUGUGGACAACACCUGCCUCAAAUUGUAGGCCAAAGUCUGAUGUCACCAAGAUGACUUCUUAUAAAGUACUGAGUAUCUCAGUCUGAAUUGUGUCAAUUUUAAAUUAUGCAUGAUAAACUUUUAUUAUUGUGUAUGAUAUAUAUUAUAUAUGCGUGACAAUCAUAUGAUUGCAUUGAAGGUAGAAAGUAUUUCCAUGAAGAAAUUAGUUGCAGUAGUGUUAGUUGUAGUAGUAGUCUUGAUAUUGAAAGUGUAACUGUGAAGUUUUAUACAUAACUACUAAUAUUAAUGAUCAUUGUAGCAUUCCUGGAGUGUAACAAACAUAGCAAGUUUAACAAUUACAAUGGCUGAUAUUUUGUAAUAGUUGUAGGAUAGAAGCAAAUACUUAAAACUGAAAAGACCAGCAGACCAGAAAGAUAGUCUACAAUAACACCACAUUUCAUAUCUUUGCAGGGAUACCCAUGUCAUGUCCGGUAUAUUUCAACAAUUGUGCUGGUGAAAAAAGACCACAAUUUGUUACAGACUGAGUACAUUAUUAUUGUAACUAUGGAAUGUACAGUUGAUAUGUGCAGGAACAGGAAAUCAGUGAAGCAGGUGAAAUUAUUGUAACCCUAUUUUUUCAGUCUUUUUAAAUUUAUAUACCAUUCUGAUGUUGGUAUUGCAAAAUCUAUUUGACACAUGUUAGUUUGCGUUGUAAAAAGACUAAAUUUGUUUUGUUCAUAAUCAUAUGGUAGGGCAUACAAUGGAACUUGGAUUCUCAUUUUGGUUCGGAUAAGGUCAUUGCAUCCCUGCUUCCUGAACACUUCCCUGUCUGCUACCCCACAAUUUCUUUCAACAGGGCAGUAGUUACCUGAGGAGGAACUUGCCACCAGUUUCCAAUUUUCCCCACCAAAGUCACACUGGCCGUAACUACUUACCUGCAGUUUGUUUCAAUUGUAGGGGACAAGCAUAAUACAGUUGUACUGGCAUUCUGUGGAUGGAAAUGUGAUCCAAGCUUGAUGUUCUUUGUGGAGCAGUAGCUGAGAUACUAGUAAUAGGAUUGUAUGCUAACAACAUACUGACAUUUUGUUGUUUCAGGCAGCUUCUAAAGCAUUAUAACUGGACAGUUAUGAUGCUGAAAAGUACAAGGUGUAGAAGUUACUAACUGGCAUUUUUUUAAACUCUCUAGUUGCAUCAAGUGUCAGGACGUUUCUACCAAACGGAUUCUGGAGUAACAAAUGUAUUUCUGGUCUGCUGGUCUAAAUGUUAAUCUCAGCUGUGUCCUGUAGUACUAGUAGUGGUAUUUGACAUUUUGCUAAUGUAGCAAAUAGUAUGUGGUAUACAUCUAAAGGUCUUACACUACUGUGCAUAAUCAGUGGCUUAGAUUUAAAGAGGAAGAAUUGUGAAUAAUAUGUCAACUUCUAUCUCACACUGUUUACAAUUUGCAUAUCUAAUAAUACACUGUACUCGGAUGCUGAUAUGUCCAGUUUUGGUUUUAUUGCAAAGCUUUGUAAUAAAUGAACUUGUGAAAUGUCCA